Molecule: messenger RNA, 5772 nt
Organism: Labeo rohita (rohu)
Lineage: Eukaryota; Metazoa; Chordata; Actinopteri; Cypriniformes; Cyprinidae
Gene: grk4
Product: G protein-coupled receptor kinase 4
Exons: 16
Coding region: 297-2018 (573 amino acids)
Biological process (GO): signal transduction; regulation of signal transduction; protein phosphorylation
Cellular component (GO): cytoplasm
Molecular function (GO): G protein-coupled receptor kinase activity; ATP binding
Source: RefSeq, a predicted model, not a curated record
GAGCUGACGGUGUAAGCGAGUGCCCGAGACAGGAAGGACUGCUGAGCACUGAAUGCUAACAAGGGGGAGAGAGAGUACAUGUCCACGGCGAGCGGAAAGGUGGGGGGUUCAACAGCGAGAUAUGGAGAAAUACAAUUAACCUGCAAUGUGCCAACGCCAAAUUCACGCCGAUCAUAACCAUCCUCACCACCGAUCAUCAUCCUCAUCAUCACCGCCACCAACAGCGCGACCGUCCUCGUCUUUUUUCUCCUCCUAAGUGAAAUGUAUCGGGACUGCAUGGGCUCUUUUUUCUGACAAUGGAGAUUGAGAAUAUCGUGGCCAACACCGUGCUGCUGAAGGCGAGAGAAGGAGGAGGGGGGAAACGGAACGGGCGGAGCAAGAAAUGGAAGGAGAUGCUUAAACUGCCUCAUAUCAGCCUCUGUGAGGAACUUAGACGCACUAUUGAGAGGGAUUACACUAGCCUUUGUGAGAAGCAACCAAUUGGUCGUCAGUUGUUUCGCCAGUUCUGUGAUACUCAGCCCAAAUUACGACGGUGCAUAGAGUUCCUGGAUUCUGUGGCAAUGUAUCAGGUGGCUCCGGAUGAGAAGAGGAGAGACGUCGGUUUAAAUAUUUUAGACACAUAUUUUAAUAAUGGGUCGGCAGCUCAUUUACCAGAGAUCGCUCAGGAUGUGGUUGGGGAAUGCAGGCAGAAACUGGAACAGAGUCCUUGUAAAGAGCUGUUCCAGGAGUGUACCAGGAUAGUUCGUGAAUAUUUAAGUGGAGAGCCAUUCUCAGCAUAUCAGGAGACAAUGUACUUUUCCCGUUUUCUUCAGUGGAAGUGGUUGGAGAGGCAACCGGUAACCAAAAACACUUUUAGACACUACAGGGUAUUGGGCAAGGGCGGAUUUGGUGAGGUUUGUGCCUGCCAGGUUCGUGCCACUGGUAAGAUGUACGCCUGUAAAAAGCUGGAGAAGAAACGGGUGAAGAAAAGAAAAGGUGAAGCAAUGGCAUUAAAUGAAAAACGCAUUUUAGAAAAAGUUAACAGUAGUUUUGUAGUUAGUUUGGCAUAUGCAUAUGAGACUAAGGACGCUCUAUGUUUGGUGUUGACUAUAAUGAAUGGUGGUGACCUGAAGUUUCAUAUCUAUAACAUGGGAAACUCAGGUUUUGAUGAACAGCGUGCCAUCUUUUAUGCAGCAGAGAUCUGCUGUGGCUUAGAGGAUCUGCAUCGAGAGAGGAUCGUCUACAGAGACUUGAAGCCUGAGAAUAUUCUCCUAGAUGACCGUGGGCACAUCCGUAUUUCUGAUCUGGGACUGGCUGUCCAAAUUCCAGAGGGUGAGACGAUACGAGGGCGCGUUGGCACGGUGGGAUACAUGGCACCAGAGGUCAUUCAGAACGAGAGCUACACUUUUAGUCCCGACUGGUGGGGUUUGGGCUGCCUAAUAUACGAAAUGAUUCAGGGCCAGUCUCCUUUUCGUCGCCGGAAAGAGCGUGUGAAGAGAGAGGAGGUGGACCGCCGUGUUUGCGAGGACCAGGAGGAAUACACUGAAAAGUUCUCUGAAGAUGCUAAAGACAUCUGCCGACAGUUGUUAUGUAAAGAUCCAAAGGAGCGGUUGGGGUGUAAAGGCAGUGGAGCGGCUGAAGUCAAACUGCAUCCCAUUUUCCGAAACAUCAACUUCAAGCGAUUGGAGGCUAACAUGCUAGACCCGCCGUUCUGUCCUGAUCCACGUGCUGUGUACUGCAAGGAUGUUCUGGACAUAGAGCAGUUUUCCACAGUCAAAGGUGUAAACCUUGACCCUACGGAUGAUGACUUCUACCACAAGUUUGUAACAGGAAGUGUCUCCAUCCCAUGGCAAAAUGAGAUGAUUGAGAUGGAGUGCUUUAAAGAGAUUAAUGUGUUCGAGAUGGAUGGAGCAAUGUGUUCUGAUCUGGAUGUGAACAAGCCAAAUCCAGCGCCCAAGCGAGGAUUCUUCUACCGUUUAUUCCGCCGAGAGGCAAGUGCUAGCGUGCCGCCUGCCGCUGUCAGAGGGGGUGGGGCUUGAGGUUUGUUUUAGGAGUGCCAACAGUGAGGAGGAGGAGCCAUCUUGACUUAAAACCACUCCCACUUCCCAUCAGCUGCCAAUCAGAAUGCUAAACGUAUGAAUGUUCAACUGUAUUUAUGAACUGUAUUAAACUGUAUCAUAAUUAAAGAAAAGGGUAUGAGUUUAAAGAAUUUUGUACAUUUGUACUUGAAUUAUGUGUAGAUGUAUAUUUUCACUAAAGGUUGUAUUGUACAAAAAGCCAUAGAAAUACCACUUGAAUGCAUAUAUAAUGUUUUUAUUGUUAUUAUUUUUCAUCUGUACUGAAUAUGAAAUGUGUAUUUCUUUUAAGCACAAUAUAAACGCUCACUUUUAUUUUUUAACGCUAACCUCCCGUUAGCACUGCCUUUGUUUGUAUGUUAGAUUGUUUGGCUGGACAGAUUUGGUGCACUUGUUUUGUACAGUGGGGUAAGAUCAAACAACAUAAAGAAAGCAGUACAAAUGAUCUAUUCAUCAUUAUCAUUUCUAGUGGUCAACCGAAACAGGUGGAUGGCUGAUGGUCGAAUGCUAAUAAAAACGGUAUUGCCUACAUAUACAGUGGGGUCCAAAAGUCUGACAACACUAAGUAAAAUGGUUCUAAUUUACAUAGUUCUAAUUCAGUACGAUACAAAUUAUAUGAUCAGCGUAACAAUUUGAGUAACCGAUGAGUAAAUGUCGAACCGAAUUUGCUUAUUUGAUUAGUAACCUACACUACAAAACUUUAGUGUAGAAUAAAAAAAGUUUUUGAUAGUAAAUUUUACAAUUAAUUACAGUGAAAGAGAAACUAACACAUGGAAUUCAAAAUGACAUUUUGAAGUAGAAAGACUUAACUAGUAUUUGCUUGAAAACAUAACUUUACAGUGUAGAAACCUAAAAUACAUAUACAUUUUUUGUCGUUCUUGUUUUGAAGUCUUUGUAAAGGCAAUUCAGAGAAUUGUUUCUAAACACAUUACAAAUGUUAGAAAUGUAUUGCUGAUAAAACGUUACAACGACUGUGAACUGCGUACAAAUGAAUUGUGGAGUCAGACCGAUAAACAGUUUUUCACCAUUUUACUAACACUAUAGAGGGUUUGCACUUAUGCCACGAUUUGGUCAGUUACCCGGAUCCACGGCCAUAUUGGUGAUACUCGGAUGUAAACAACAGCAUUGAUUAAAUUAAACUAAGUUAACAGGUGGUAAAGAUACUUACGAGCAGUAUUAAUUAAGAUAUUAGCCUAAAUUUUCACCUACCUGAUGGGAAAUGAGAAGAACAAACACAUGUUGUCAAGAUUCUUGCCCUGGAAAUCCUGGUUUAACCUUAGUUUGGCCAACCACAAACCUCUUUUGUUCCUCAGUUUUUUGCACUCUUCUCCUUGAUUUGUUAUAACUUUUGGCAGUGUAUAGUACUCCAAAUCUUUUGCCCAGUCAGACCGAUUAGUACAGCCCAAAACAUGACAACAAUUGACCAUUUUCAGCAGCAAUAAUCAGCAAAAAUUUGCGAGUUCCGUUCGCUUCAGUGGCAUUGUUUACGUUCAGUCCCGCCAAUGUGGACGACUGAUGACACGCCAUGAAAACACUCUAUAAUAAUAAUUAGAGCGCAUUAGCCAGCUCAAUCGCGAGUUAAUGUCAUUACAGUUAGUUGUUACAGCCUGCAGUUCGCUAGCUGUUUUCGUCACGUAAAUACAUCCCUGGUUGCGAUAAUUUACAACAGCUCACUCAUCCAUUCAGGUUGUAGCGGUAUUUGACGGUUGAGAGAGGUGGCGCCUUUUCCGCGAGUGGGCGUGGUUUCUGCGCAGACAGCGGUUUGAGAGCAGAGAAUACGGCUUGUUUUUUCAACGUAUUUUAUUUACUUGGCGGUUUUUUGUCAUUCAAAUUUGUCUGGUGGUUAAUAACAUUUUUCUGUGGUGUUACAAACUCAUAAAGAACACAUAAUAAAAUUGCUUUACACAGACUUUUUUAUCGUUCAAAAUACAUGUAGAAUCCCAGUUUUUCAGUGUUGCCUCAGACUUAUGAACUCCACUGUAUAAUUUGAAUUUUUGACAGCUGUUGGUGGAUUUUUAUACUGAUAAAAGGAAGUGUUAACACUUACGUUAAUGACAAUGGGAGUGCCAAAAACCUCAAAAUGACCAAAUAUCAAACAAUUAAUUAGCCUGAUUGAAAUAUCAGUCUGUUACUAGUCAUGACCAUUCCUCCAUAGCUUCCAUGCGGUUCAUGCAGCAGUUAAGAAGUGCAUGAAACAAGUAAUACUUACAUCUUGGAUCUCUGUGCAUCAGGUGACUAAUACCUAUUUUGGUCAUAUGCAUAAUCUUGAGAUGAACACACAUUCGUUCUUAUGCUCUGUAUAUGUUAAAUACAGGGAAACAAUCAGACUUAUUGUGCAAUUGUCCACUGAUAUAGUUUACGGUGUCUGAUACUAGUGCUGAAAUCUAGAGAGCAGGAUGGCUGAUGUAAUGGUGAUAUAUAUGUACGUAAAUAAUUGAUUUAAAACAAUGGUACACCCAAAAAUGAAAAUUUCUUGAAUAUUUAGUCCAUCCGAGAUUUUUUCAUUGAGACAGAUUUGAAGAAAUUCAGCAUUACAUCACUUUCUCACUAAUGGAUCCUUCUGCAGUGAACAGGUGCCGUCCAAACAGCUGAUAAAAGUACAUUUUCAGCAAAUUUUCAUUUUUGGGUGAACUGUUCUUUUGAUUAUGUCAUAUUACAUUAUAUUUACUCAAAAUCCACGUAAAAUUGAAUUUAGAAAAUAUUUGUUAUCCUUUAACAGAGCUGUUGUUAGAUUUUGGACCUGAUGCAAGGGAAUACUAAUACUAAAAGUUUUGUUAAGUGGCCAUAGAUACCAAUAAUAUCAGAAAUGAGCCAAAUAUUGUUCAAUUAACCAAUUUUGUUGACUGUUUGCUAAUAUCCACAUUCAGUGCUCUCAUGGUUACCUUUAGUGCCAUCAGGAAUCUUUACAGUGGUUUCAACCAGGCCAGUGUAAACUACCUAAAUAAGCUUCAUCUUUAAAUUUGCUCACUUGACGGCUCUCAAAUGAGCUGUUGAUUUUGCCUUAUGUGUCAUGUUCGGUUAAUAUUCCAAAGGGAGUAUUGAUUGAUCUGUUAAUGAUAAUCAUAUAAUGUAAUUAAUAGCCGUGCACCAUGUCAGAAGUGUGCAAUUUGUUUAUCACACAUGCACAUUUUAUGUUACAUUGUAUUUAUGAAUUUGUUUUGCUUUUGUGUGUAUCUGUAUGCCAUUAAUUCAAUCACAAGGAGGUAAUGCUUCCAUUCAGAGAUCGGAAUUAGUCUCAAAUGUGUCAUUCCUAAAUGUGUAGAAAAAAAAGCAAGGCCUGUAUUUCCCACUAAAAUGUCAUUUACGUUAGACAUUUUAUUUGGAUUCAGUUCUUUAAAGCAGAAAUGUCAUUUUUGAUCUUAAGAACUUCCUCAAAGGCUAUCAUAAUAUACAGAGACAAAAUAUAAACAACUUAUAGGACGAUUCCGUCUCUGGCGUGAUCAAAAUACUAUUCUGUUUGUAAGAGAAUCCCAACCAAUGGGGUAAGUCUGGGACGGGGCUAUGAGAGUAAAGCUCAAAUAGGAAGCAUUGUUUUACCUUUGACUGCUCCAUCACCCAUUUGUUUUUCUUUUAUGAGGAUCUUUAUGGUCCCUUUUGCAAAGCUGUGAACUUAAACUCCUCUUCUGUUAUUCCCAUAUGUGUGCAUGUUCUACUGUAUCCAUGGUUUUACAAGAGGAAGAGCACUCACUUUAGUUGACAAUAAAAUUAUGAGUUGAUA